AACCGUGCCGAAGUCUGGGUUUUUGAUAUUGCAGGGCCUAGUAUUACCAAACCAGUUGUAGAGCCACACAGACUUGUUAUACUUGACCAUCCUAUAUUUUGCAAGCCAUUUAACCGGUACCUAGUUGAGAUAUCCAAUGCACUAUUUAUUGUUACUAGAUCCUUCGGUGAGAAGGAGAAGACAAAUCCGGAUGCUCCUAAUGGUAUUGGCUGUUAUUACACUGCUAAAUUUAAAGUAUAUCAACUAGAUGUAAGCAAAUCUACAUUGAACGAGGUUAUCACUUUGGGAGAAUCAUCCGUUUUCUUGGGCCGCAGUGGAUCAAUGUCUAUCGACUCCUCUAGGUUUACUGGAGUCAAGCCUAAUCGUAUAUAUUUUAUUGAUGAUAUGAUGGAUCAAUACAGGUUCUGUGAAGGUGGCGGUGGUGGAAGAGAUAUGGGGGCUUACAAUCUUGAAGAUGGAAGCUUUGAAUCUUUUUAUCCUGGAUUGUCACUGAGUCCUAUUUGCCGGCCAACUUGGAUAACACCAUCUUUCUGA
Messenger RNA from Lycium barbarum (goji berry), 534 nucleotides. Its product is annotated as probable F-box protein At1g65740. The record is from RefSeq and is a predicted model, not a curated record. The annotation marks the transcript as partial. The transcript has a single exon. NCBI's taxonomy places the organism in Eukaryota, Viridiplantae, Streptophyta, Magnoliopsida, Solanales, Solanaceae.